AUGGCAUCAAGCGAAAUAUCAUUAAUAAAUAAACAAGCUAUAUUUCAAUUGCAUGGCUGUAUGACAGUUUCUACUACUAGUAGGCAGCUUUUUCCACCUUCUUCCAACCAACCUCACAAUCAACAAUUACAAAGUUCUUCUAGUUCUUCUUCAUUUAAACCAAUUUAUCAUAAUGCAAUAGCGCAAAAGCAAGCUUUUAAUGAAAUAGAAAGGUUAAAAAAAGAAUUAGAUGAACUAAAUUCAAUAGCUUCAAUAAUAACUAAUCUUUAG
This is a messenger RNA of Dentiscutata erythropus, 270 nucleotides long. NCBI's taxonomy places the organism in Eukaryota, Fungi, Glomeromycota, Glomeromycetes, Diversisporales, Gigasporaceae. The record is from the annotation of a GenBank genome assembly.